Messenger RNA from Juglans microcarpa x Juglans regia, 1057 nucleotides. RefSeq lists its product as uncharacterized. NCBI's taxonomy places the organism in Eukaryota, Viridiplantae, Streptophyta, Magnoliopsida, Fagales, Juglandaceae. The transcript has 9 exons. The record is from RefSeq and is a predicted model, not a curated record. Bases 112 to 762 code for a protein of 216 amino acids.
UUUUUUUUUAAAAAAAAAGAGUAAAAUACCAUUGUUAAUCCUCUCUCUUUUUCAAGAAGAAAAAAAAAAAAAGAGCUCACUGUCUCUCAGUCCGUCUCCGUCUUUUUUCUCAUGUCUGUCGGUCUCAAGCUCGUCAGUCAGCCUUUACUCCUCUAUCAUCAUCACCAGGGUUUCCAUGAAUUCUCCUGCGUGAGCAUUCACAGGGUUUCCAGGCGAUAUUGGUUACACAAAUCAAACAACUCCUCGGUUAGUCUGCGCCGUUCGCCAAGACCCAGAGUCUGCUCAAUCAGCGGUGAUGAUACUGAUUAUGGUACAUCAAAUGCUUCGAACUGUGAAGGUUCCACGGAAAAGAAUGAAACUGGUCGGGGAGGACCACUCACAUUCAACGACAUAUUGAAGAGAUUAAAGAGAUAUGGGAUUUCAGGAAUAUUGUCCUAUGGUUUAUUGAAUACAACCUACUAUCUCACAACAUUUCUCAUAGUUUGGUUUCAUAUUGCUCCUGCACCCGGAAGGAUGGGCUAUCUCGCAGCUGUUGAAAGAUUCCUCAAAAUAAUGGCCAUGGUGUGGGCUGGAAGCCAAGUUACUAAACUUAUAAGAGCUGGCGGGGCGCUUGCUCUUGCACCAUUUGUUGACAGAGGAUUGUCAUGGUUCACUGACAAAUUUAAGUUUGAGUCUCAAGGGAAGGCUUUCAUGGUGAUCGUUGGAUUUUGUUUCGGACUGGCUAUCAUGCUAUUUUUAGGCGUGACAAUGCUUUGGGCCUAGAGAAAUAUCUCACUUAACUAAGUGGACGGAACUUAUUUUGGAAAAAAGAACACAUUAUACAAAGAUCAUGAAGUCAUUUGCUUACACUUAAAUUUCAAAAGGUUAGUGAAGCACCAAAAAAAACUCCCGAGCUUGUCUUUCCAUGAUCUUAAUUCAUGUCCAGCAUUUUAUUUCAUUUUUUUUUACAAAUCAAACUUUACUAAUGAUCCAAAAUAUGUAUGGUAGGAGUACACAGUAUGUAUUCAUGAGAAACACCCGGCAAAUAACAAAUUUCUCUGCUAUACCAUUGACAAUA